This is a messenger RNA of Rotaria sp. Silwood1, 528 nucleotides long. Lineage: Eukaryota; Metazoa; Rotifera; Eurotatoria; Philodinida; Philodinidae. The record is from the annotation of a GenBank genome assembly.
AUGAUCUAUCGUAGAUGUUUACUGCUUUUUAUUGUUGUAUUUUUUGAAACCAUAAGUGCAUUACCUCAAUAUAUUUAUCGUCAUCAAACAAAUUCGCCGAAAAAUAAUGAUCCUGCCUAUCAACGACUGUCGGUUGGAUCAAACGCUCUAAGUGGUUCUAUUUCAGGUACCUACAAUUAUGGGGCUGGAGUUGGUCCACGCUAUGACUCAUUUAUACCAAUUCAAAAUCGUCCUAAUGGAGGUGGUAUUUUGCCAAUAAGUUAUAAUGCUGGCUCUAAUAUAAAUAAAGACCUUAUAAAUCCAAAUCUACAGCAACAACAGCAUAAAAAUUAUUUGUACAAUAAUAAUAACGCUUGGCAACCACUAAAUACGAAGAAUUAUUAUAAUCAACCUUCCAAUCGUUAUCCACACGGCAGUCAAGGAUGGUAUGCAACUGGUGGUAACUUUUUGUACAAUAAUGCACAAUCUAUAGCUGCGCAUCCUUAUCUUUUGAUGCUAAGUAUUUCGAUUUUAGUUAUUUGUGAAUAA